AUGUCUUCAUCAGUUUCAACACCUCUUUCCCUCCUCUCCUCUUUCCUUCUUGUGUACUCGGUCAUUUGCCUUGAAUUCAACAUCUCUCGCUUCGAUCCUGCUGCGAAUGAUAUCCUGUACGAGGGAGAUGCGAAGCCUAUGGUUGGAGCAGUCGACAUGACGAGUCAGCUCUAUUUCUGCCAUGUGGGCCGAGUCACAUACAACGAGAAGGUCCGGUUAUGGGACUCCGGUUCGGGGAAGCUCUCCGAUUUCACUACCCACUUCCAGUUCACCAUCGACACGAACGGCCAGUCUCAUGGCCAUUACGCUGCGGGAUUCGCGUUUUUCAUGGCUCCCGUGGGAUUUCAAAUCCCCGUUAAUUCGAUAGGCGGGUUUCUGGGGCUGUAUAACACCACGAACAGCGACUCGUCCCAAAAUCAAAUCGUACAUGUCGAGUUUGACUCCUUUGCGAACCCGGAAUGGGACCCCAAUUAUGAGCAUGUUGGAAUCAACACAAAGUCAAUUGCUUCAGCCGUUACCACUCCUUGGAAUGUCACUUAUCACAGCGGAGAUACUGUCGACGCAUGGAUCAAUUAUAAUGCCUCCACAAUGAAUUUGAGUGCGUCUUGGAGCUUUCAGACUACGCCAAACCCCCAGGAGAACACGAGCCUCUCGUAUCAGAUCGAUCUGAGGACAGUCCUUCCCGAAUGGGUCAUAAUUGGUUUUUCGGCCGCAAGUGGCUAUUACAUGGAACGACACACACUUGGUUCGUGGGAUUUCAAAUCAAGUUUAGCUAUGGAGGGACCGAAUAGUGGUAAUUCAAAAAGGGUUGGCCUUAUACUUGGGUUGACGAUUCCGCUAAGCGUUAUGGUAGCUUCUGGUGUAGCAAUAGCUAUGGGAAUCAUAUGGAUGAGGAGGAAGCGAAAGAACACGGAGAAGAUAACAGAGACGGCGACGCUGACGUCCAUCAAUGAUGACUUCGAGAGGCGCGCCGGACCGAGGAGAUUUUCAUACCAAGAUCUUGCAUCGGCAACCAACAACUUCUCAAGUGAUAGAAAGCUUGGUGAAGGAGGAUUCGGGGCUGUGUACCGGGGAUAUUUACUCAACCUAGACACGAUGAUCGCGGUGAAGAGAAUAUCGAGGGGCUCCAAGCAAGGGAAAAGAGAGUUUGUCACUGAGGUGAAGGUCAUCAGCAGUUUAAGGCACCGGAACCUCGUGCAGCUCAUAGGUUGGUGUCACGAAGGGAACGAGUUCAUGCUCGUUUAUGAGUAUAUGCCGAAUGGGAGUCUUGACUUGCAUCUCUUUGGAAAGAAGAGUCCUCUCAAUUGGUCCAUUAGGUAUAGAAUCUCGAUCGGUUUAGCAUCGGCGAUCUUCUAUUUGCAUGAAGAGUGGGAGCAGUGUGUAAUACACAGGGACAUCAAGUCUAGCAAUGUCAUGCUAGACUCUAAUUUCAAUGUGAAAUUGGGUGACUUUGGUUUGGCAAGGCUAAUGGACCACGAACUUGGUCCACAGACUACUGGUUUAGCCGGUACGUUUGGGUACCUUGCACCUGAGUACAUGACCACUGGCCGAGCAAGCAAAGAAUCAGAUGUGUACAGCUUUGGUGUUGUCGCCCUAGAAAUCGCCACGGGAAAGAGAGCUAGGGAUCCGAAAAGUCCAGAGUCGGAGAUGAGUUUGGUAGAGUGGGUGUGGGCACUUUUCGGAGACAAGAAGCUUCCAGAGGCAGUUGAUGAAAGGAUGGGCUCAGAUUUGGAGGAGACGCAAGUCGAGUGCUUAAUAAUGGUGGGGUUGUGGUGUGCUCAUCCAGAUCAGACUUUGAGGCCGUCGAUACGGCAAGCGAUUCAAGUUUUGAAAUUCGAGGCCGAUGUCCCUAACCUCCCAGUGAAGAUGCCUGUUCCUGUCUAUCGUGUGCCUACACCAUCGGUCAGUUCCGGCGAACCGCUUUUAACUUCGAUCAUCGAAGAGGGUCGUUGA
Eucalyptus grandis is the source of this 1953-nucleotide messenger RNA. Its product is annotated as L-type lectin-domain containing receptor kinase IX.1. Gene Ontology annotation, biological process: protein phosphorylation. NCBI's taxonomy places the organism in Eukaryota, Viridiplantae, Streptophyta, Magnoliopsida, Myrtales, Myrtaceae. Gene Ontology annotation, molecular function: carbohydrate binding; ATP binding; protein kinase activity. Gene Ontology annotation, cellular component: plasma membrane. Bases 1 to 1953 code for a protein of 650 amino acids. The record is from RefSeq and is a predicted model, not a curated record. The transcript has a single exon.